Aspergillus mulundensis is the source of this 918-nucleotide messenger RNA. RefSeq lists its product as uncharacterized. The transcript has a single exon. Lineage: Eukaryota; Fungi; Ascomycota; Eurotiomycetes; Eurotiales; Aspergillaceae. The coding region runs from base 1 to 918 and encodes 305 amino acids. The record is from RefSeq and is a predicted model, not a curated record.
AUGUCGCCCGAACUCGCGCUCCCCGGCGUGGACGGCAUUGACCAUAACUCGGUCGUCACUGUUGUGCUCGCCUCCUUCGCGACGCUCAUCUACUACAAUGCGAUUGAGCUGAUCAUUCUCUGUUUGGCGACCUUCAAGCGCCGUGGAAGUCUUUACUUCUGGUGCUUGCUCAUCGCAUCGACCAGCCUGAUCCCGAAUACCAGCGGAUACAUCAUCCUCUUCUUCCGCCCCGAGGUCUCACGCUUCGCUGCCAUCACUCUCGUCAUUAUCGGCUGGUGCGGCGCCGUAACCGGUCACUCGCUAGUCCUGUGGUCGCGGCUGAACUUUGUCGUCCAUAACACGCGGCUAUUGAAUGGUCUCCUGGUCCUCAUCAUUGUCGACGCGAUACUCCUCCACAUCCCCACCAGCGUCCUGCUCUACGGCACCGUCUCCCCGAACGAAAGCAUAGCGCACACCUUCGACAUCGGAUACGGUAUUGCGGAAAGAAUACAACUGGUGGGGUUCUGUAUCCAGGAAGCGAUACUGUCGGGAAUAUAUGUCUGGGAAACGGCCAAGCUGCUUCGCUUGCGACCGGAGCGUCGCCACCACCGGAUUCUCGCUCAACUGCUCGCAAUGAAUGUCGUCGUCCUUAUCAUCGAUGUUGCCGUUGUUAUUGUCGAAUAUGCCGGGUUCUACGCUGUCCAGGUCAUGUUUAAACCAGUCGCUUACAGCAUCAAGCUCAAACUGGAAUACGCGGUGUUGGGGAGGCUGGUGCAGAUCGCCCAGGGGGGAUCUUCUGCGGCCUCUGGGCCAUUCGAAACAGUGCCUUCUUCUUCGGCCUGUGAUAGCCGAUUGAAUGGGAUAUGUCUGCUUGGGAAUGAAUUGCACGGGAUAGAGAGACAAGCGUCAAAGCGGCCCACGCCAGUUGAUGCGGGGUGA